This is a messenger RNA of Dreissena polymorpha, 731 nucleotides long. RefSeq lists its product as uncharacterized. NCBI's taxonomy places the organism in Eukaryota, Metazoa, Mollusca, Bivalvia, Myida, Dreissenidae. The transcript has 4 exons. The record is from RefSeq and is a predicted model, not a curated record. Bases 10 to 639 code for a protein of 209 amino acids.
UCCAGCACCAUGGCCUCUGAUCGACCAAUGAGCGAGACGACCAUACUCCGGAAGCACGCUCUCUACCAGACGAGUUACGUGGAAAACCGUCACGUGAUGUCGCCUAGAAUCGGCAGAAGUCAAUCUCCCGCCAGAAAUCCACUCUUUAAAAAGAAGAGAGCCCCCAGCGUACCGAGCAAGACGAAAACAAGCGUCCAGAAGGAUCGGAGUCCACCGCCACUCCUGACGCGCACGCGACUCAGUCUAAAUCAGCUCGACGCUCGCAGACUUCAGCGGCUCGACCGACAGCGGCCGUGGCAGGAGAAACCACCGAAGCAGAAAAAAACAAAAGGAACCCUCAGAAUAUUUUACGACAAAACUCUGCCAACUGACGUUGAUACAUCAGAUCUGAAAUUUAAAGCGCGGAAGUAUGUGUCCAAUUCGAAAUAUGGCGACAUUUACAUGAUAAGAGAAAUCAAUAAAAAAGAGAAACCUAAACCGGAAACCCCUCCGCGGAAGUGGCUCUGGGAGGACGAGUACAUGCUGUGGAUGGCAACCGGAAGUAGGGACAAGUACCUCGAAGACAGAGGAUCGACUCGCACAAAAGCGGUUCCUUUGUACCAAACCGGAAGUUUGAAAUCCUCGUCAACAACUGAGUAACUGAUUUAGAUAACUGAUCACUUUUUCCUUUUUUCGAUGACUGGACUUAAUUGUGAACAAAACGUUUAAAUCAACAAGGAUACUUGCAGAAU